Drosophila subpulchrella is the source of this 892-nucleotide messenger RNA. RefSeq names its product RWD domain-containing protein 1. The coding region runs from base 87 to 821 and encodes 244 amino acids. Gene Ontology annotation, biological process: cytoplasmic translation. The transcript is spliced from 2 exons. The record is from RefSeq and is a predicted model, not a curated record. NCBI's taxonomy places the organism in Eukaryota, Metazoa, Arthropoda, Insecta, Diptera, Drosophilidae. Gene Ontology annotation, molecular function: protein binding.
GCAUUAGUCAUCAGCUGCAAGUAACCUCAAAUCGAAGCGGCGACUGAUUUGCCUUAUUUAUUUGUUAAAUUCACUAAGUUUGCACAAUGAGCCGCAACUACAAGGAAGAUCAGACCAACGAAGUCGAGGCGCUGGACUCCAUAUACUGUGGCGACAUGCAGAUUCUCGCCACGGAGCCACACCACAAAUUCCAAAUACCCAUUGCCACGGAGGAGUACAAUGCGGAGGAGCCCGAAAACGGGCUGUCCUGCAAACUGGUCUUCACAUACACAGCCACCUAUCCGGAUGGCGCACCCGUGGUGGAAAUCGAAGAGCCGGAAAACUUUGAGGACUCGUUCGAAACGCGCCUCCUAGAACACCUACAGAAGGCAAUCGAUGAGAAUCUUGGCAUGGAGAUGAUCUUCUCGCUGGUGAGCAGCGCACAGGAGUGGCUGAACGAGCGGUGGGACGAGCACAAGUUCCACCAGGAGGAGCUGAGAGAGCAGAAGCUGCGGGAAGUGGAGGAGGAGGAGCGCAAGAAGUUCGAGGGCACCCGGGUGACGGUCGAGUCCUUCAUGGCAUGGAAACUCGAUUUCGAGGAGAGCACCGGCAUUGCGGCCAAGCGGGAGAAGAACAAUGUGUCCAAGAAGCAGACAGGUCGCGAACUCUUCAUGUUGGACACCACGCUCAACGAUUCCGACAUCAAGUUCCUCCUGGAGGCGGGUGAAAACAUUGAAAAUGUCAAAAUCGAUGAGGCCCUGUUCCAGGACCUCGGGGAGUUGGAUUUGGAUGAUGAUGACGAUGAGGAUUGGGUGCCCGGCGCAGACGACGACGAUGAUUAAGUUAAAUGGUUCUCCAAGGCAUAUUCGUGUAUUGUAUAUAACAUUAAAUGCCAACUCGUUUAUUAAUCUAA